AUGUUGGUGGACUUCAAAAACAAUGGACCCAAAAGGAGAGCUGUUACAGGCGGUGCUGCCUUUUACUCUUAUUUGUCAGAUAGUGAGAGUAAUCCAAAUCGUCUCCAAAUAAUCAUAUUUGACCACGUGAUUACAAACGUCGGUGGAAACUACAAUCAUCACAUGGGGUUCUUCUAUAGUCCAAUGGAUGGAGUGUACACAUUUUCGUGGACUUUAUAUUGCUCUUCUAGUGGAUAUAUUUAUUCUGAAAUUGUUGUUAAUUCUGAUGCCGUUGGAGCCAUGCUUUGUAAUGGCGAGGGAGCAAGCAGUAUCAGACACUCCACGGGUGUCGUUGUUGUGCAGGUCAAUCAAGGGGAUGCUGUCUACAUCCGAACACAUCCUAGUGCCAACCUUAUCGGACGUAUUCAUAGUUAUUCUGCCUAUCGAUCUUCAUUUAGCGGAUGGAAUCUUUUUUAA
Messenger RNA from Saccostrea cuccullata (small rock oyster), 456 nucleotides. Its product is annotated as complement C1q subcomponent subunit B-like. The record is from RefSeq and is a predicted model, not a curated record. Gene Ontology annotation, molecular function: protein binding. Lineage: Eukaryota; Metazoa; Mollusca; Bivalvia; Ostreida; Ostreidae. Bases 1 to 456 code for a protein of 151 amino acids. The transcript has 2 exons.